Acanthosepion pharaonis is the source of this 1008-nucleotide messenger RNA. The record is from the annotation of a GenBank genome assembly. NCBI's taxonomy places the organism in Eukaryota, Metazoa, Mollusca, Cephalopoda, Sepiida, Sepiidae.
AUGUUCUUUACUCUUUCUUUCUUUCUUUCUUUCUUUCUCCUGUUUUCUUUCUUAUUUUCUCGUUUCUAUUUUUUCUAUUUCUUUUUCCUGAAUUCAUCACUUUCUCAUUCAUUUUCUUCUACUCCAUUAUUCUAUGUAUUUCUGCAGUUUUCCGUCUUUUCUUCCCUAUUUCGGUUUCUCGAAUCCAUCAAUUUCUCAUUCACUAUCUUCUAUUCCAUUAUUUUUUCUAUAUAUUACCAUUUUUUCUUCUUCCAUUUCUUUUGUUUUCCAAAUCCCUCAUUUUCCCAUUCACUCACAACCAUUUUAUUAUUAUUCCAUGUUUUUGUCGUUUUUCUUCUUUUGUCAUUUUAUUUUUUCCGAAGAUAUUCUUUUCCUGAUCACUUUUCUUUUCUCUGUUUUUUUUCUUCUUCUUUUCCCUUUUUCUUUAGUUUUUCCAUUUAUUCAUUCCGAAUUCUUUACCUUUUUUCUUUUUCGAUUGCUUUUUUGCCCGAAUUCAUCAUUUUACUCUCUCUUCUCUUCUUUUAUCUCUCUAUUCUUUUACUAUUUAAUUUAUUCUUUAUUUCCUUUUCGAAUUCAACACUUUCUUAUUCACUCUUUUCUUUUUCCAUUUGUUCUCCUUUUAUCUCUUUUGCUUCCCUUUUCAGUUUCUUAAUCCUGCGUAAAUCACAUUAUCCUUUCUUUCUACAUCUUCUUAUUCACUCUCUUCUUUUCCUCUCCUUUUUCCUCCUUAUUCUUUUUAUUUACUUUUCUUUCUUUUCCGCCUUGUUUCUGAUUCACUUUUUCUAUCGUUAUUCUCUUUUUUGCCUCCUUUUCUAUUUGAUAUAUGCUUUACAUCUUCUCAUUUGUCUCUCUACUUUUACUUCCGGAAUUUCCCUUCUCUCUUUUCCCUCUCUCCCUACUCUCUCUAUUCCCCUUACUAUUCUCUUUUCCUUCUUUUUUUUUCUUUCGCUCCAUCGGAAGCCAUUGCUGGCAUCUUGCUUAAAGGACCUAACGAACGCAUUGAAUUAA